Molecule: messenger RNA, 1797 nt
Organism: Neoarthrinium moseri
Lineage: Eukaryota; Fungi; Ascomycota; Sordariomycetes; Amphisphaeriales; Apiosporaceae
Exons: 4
Coding region: 1-1797 (598 amino acids)
Biological process (GO): magnesium ion export from mitochondrion
Cellular component (GO): membrane
Molecular function (GO): magnesium ion transmembrane transporter activity; serine-type endopeptidase activity
Source: RefSeq, a predicted model, not a curated record
AUGUUCGCCUUUGCAACAUGGAUCCCGGUAGUCAUCACCUUCAACUCGUUUGUCGCCGAGUUGACCUGGAUUCAAGGCGCCUCCAUGUAUCCCUUUCUGAACCCCGAGAAGGACCAGACGCUGCAAAGGGACCUCGUGUUGAAUUGGAAGUACAGCCCUCAGGAAGGCUUGGCUCAUGGCAUGAUCGUCACGUUCUGGAGCCCUUCGGACCCGGAGAGGACGGCAGUGAAGAGGAUCGUCGGGCUGGAGGGCGACGUAGUGAGGACUCGGGAGCCAUACCCUGUCCGUACGGUGCAGGUGCCGCCGGGUCACGUCUGGGUCGAAGGAGACGGAGGCACAAGGGACAGUCUUGACAGCAAUACUUAUGGGCCAAUCUCCACAGGAUUGAUCAUUGGAAAGGGGACCGGCCUAUCUGACAAAAGUUGCGCCGGGUCUGAGGGAGAGAGGCUCUUUGUCGGUCAACCUCCCACGACAUCAAACGGCCUACAUUUCCUUCCAGCCAGCGGCCCGCGGCGGCACAUUCAUCUUCAUCUUCUGCCACAAAGGGCCAUGUCCCUGGCCCACCGCAUCGCCAACUACUUCGCCGUGCCCACCGCCGCCACAUCCGACCCAGUCGCUCAUUCUGCUGGCCUGCUCAACGAUGGACCUUAUGAGGAACCGCGCCCCCUGUCGGAUUUCCCUGCUGCUACACGAUCGCUCGACGCAAACAUGACCCCAGACGAAGAGUUGGAGACUCGGCCUCCAAUCCUCCAUUCCAUGCUGGCCGGAGGCUUAGGAGGGACAACAGGAGACAUGCUGAUGCAUUCGCUCGACACCGUCAAGACACGGCAGCAAGGCGAUCCUCACUUCCCUCCGAGGUACACCUCGUUGGGUUCUUCGUAUUACACAAUAUGGCGCCAGGAGGGCAUACGCCGCGGUCUGUACGGCGGAUGGCUGCCCGCCAUGAUGGGAUCUUUCCCCGGCACAGUCCUCUUCUUCGGGACCUACGAAUGGAGUAAGAGGCACAUGCUGGAUUAUGGGAUCCAACCGCACGUGGCGUACUUGACCGCAGGUUUCCUCGGCGAUUUGGCCGCGUCCGUGGUUUACGUCCCAUCAGAGGUCCUGAAGACACGACUACAGCUCCAGGGACGCUACAACAACCCUUUCUUUACGUCAGGCUACAAUUACCGCGGUACAUUCGACGCCGCGAGGACUAUCGUGCGGGUCGAAGGCCCAUCGGCACUCUUCCAUGGCUACAUGGCAACCCUGUACCGGGACCUUCCCUUUUCCGCGCUACAAUUCAUGUUCUACGAACAGUUUCAGGCUUGGGCCAAACAAUGGAAACAAAGCCGGGACAUUGGGGUUCCUCUUGAGCUGCUUACAGGUGCUGCCGGAGGAGGUCUCGCCGGAGCUAUGACAUGCCCCCUCGAUGUGGUUAAGACGCGGUUGCAAACACAGAUCGAGUCUCCGCCAACGCCAGUCAAGUCGAAGGAUCGUGCAGCUGUUGAUGCUAAAGCCGGAGUAAAAGAGGCAGCGACGAAAAGCAUUCCUUCCUCCAAGCAGAGAAGACCUAUUUCGACUUCUUCGCCCUCAACCCAUACACCGCGACCUGGCGCGAUUACACUGGACACAUCCUCCGUCUACCAAGGCUUAAAGUUAAUAUACAAGACGGAGGGUAUUGGCGGUUGGUUUAGAGGUGUUGGUCCACGAUUUGUAUGGACCAGUGUACAAAGCGGGUGCAUGUUGUUCUUGUACCAGAGCAUUCUACGAAAGCUAGAGGUCUGGAUGCCUCUCGGGGAUUCUGAGGCUGCAUUAUAA